GCAACAUGUAUAUAAGCUUUGCUACGACGGAUUUUAAACUCAGUUACACACGGAUAAAGUAUAUGCAGCAUUGUUGCAAAAUAUUAUCAAUUUCUGAAGCGUCUAAAAGCAAAGUGCAAGAAAAAUGCCGACUAUCUGCAUGAAUGCUAUAAUUCUGUUCAGCCUAAUGUCAACUUGCGUUCCUUUGCCGAUCUUUCUUAUAUCACCUGAAAAUGCGAUACAAGACACAGUUCUUACGCAUCCAGCUGUAUUAAUUAAUUCUGCAAUGGAAGACAGUUUGUCUAAUGAAUUACGAAAUAAUUUCUAUAAAAAUCCAAACAUUGCUGCUAGUCUCGCUAAGGAAUCCUGGUUUAUUGAUAAAGAAAUGCAGGUGAUCGACCGAGAAACAGACAAAAUUUCGAGAGAAAAAAUCUACAGCCUACUACAUAAUGCUGGACUAACUCGCAAAUAAUAUUGAGAUAAUAAAUAAAACUACGUGAUUUUAUCUAGCGAGUAAACGUUUCAGUUAAGAAUGUAUAAUAAAAUUUAAUUAAAGAAAAAUAGG
Messenger RNA from Nylanderia fulva, 544 nucleotides. RefSeq lists its product as uncharacterized. NCBI's taxonomy places the organism in Eukaryota, Metazoa, Arthropoda, Insecta, Hymenoptera, Formicidae. The record is from RefSeq and is a predicted model, not a curated record.